Molecule: messenger RNA, 999 nt
Organism: Malaclemys terrapin pileata
Lineage: Eukaryota; Metazoa; Chordata; Testudines; Emydidae
Product: olfactory receptor 52E4-like
Exons: 1
Coding region: 1-999 (332 amino acids)
Biological process (GO): G protein-coupled receptor signaling pathway
Cellular component (GO): membrane
Molecular function (GO): G protein-coupled receptor activity; olfactory receptor activity
Source: RefSeq, a predicted model, not a curated record
AUGCAGGAGACACCGUUCUGCCUCAGAGUUGGACACCUUCUCCCCUACUCUAUGUCAUAUUCCAACACAACCGACUUCACCAACCCCUCCAUCUUCAUCCUACUUGGAAUUCCUGGCUUGGAGACAGCCCAUGUCUGGAUCUCCAUUCCCUUCUGCACCAUGUACGCCAUAGCUGUCUUGGGGAACUUCACCAUCCUGUUUAUUGUGAAGAUGGAGCGGAGCCUCCAUGGACCCAUGUACUAUUUCCUGUGUAUGCUGGCCAUCACCGACCUGGUCAUGUCCACAUCCACCCUACCCAAAAUGCUGAACAUCUUCUGGUUCAAUUCCAGAGAGAUCAGUUUCAGUGCCUGCCUCACUCAGAUGUACUUCCUUCACUGCUUCUCAGCGAUGGAAUCUGGAAUCCUCGUAGCCAUGGCUUUUGAUCGCUACGUAGCGAUCUGCGAUCCCCUGAGACAUUCCACAAUCCUGACAAACCCUGUUGUGGUGAAGAUAGGCCUGGCUGUGGUGCUGCGCAGUGGCAUACUCGCAUUACCCUAUCCCUUCCUGGCGAGCCGGUGGCCAUAUUGCAGAACCAACAUCAUCCCCCACUCCUACUGUGAGCACAUAGCUGUGGUGAAUCUGGCCUGUGCUGACAUCCGUAUCAGUAGUUACUACGGCCUGUUUGAUCUUUUCUCUGUGAUCGGAAUGGACGUGUUUUUCAUCGCUGUGUCCUAUACUCAGAUCCUCAGGGCUAUCAUCCGCCUCCCCACGAAAGAUGCCCAGCUCAAAACUUUUGGAACCUGCAUCUCUCACCUUUGUGCCAUCUCAGCUUUGUACAUCCCAGAUUUCUUCUCCUCUCUCACGCACCGGUUUGGCCAUAAUGUGCCACUCCAUUUCCUCGUUCUCAUUGCCAAUGUGUACCUUCUGGUGCCACCCUUGCUACACCCCAUCAUCUACGGGAUGAGGACCAAAGAAAUCCGGGGAAGGCUGCUACGGCUCUUUACCCACAAAGACACCUAA